AUGUCACAACAGCAGACACCACAUGACCUCACUAAUGGCGAUAACUCACAAAAUGAGCAUGAGUUGAUUGAAGAUCAUCCUUUAGAAAUUACAUCAAACGAGCUACAGUCCAGUAUUAGCCUUACAAAUGGACAAAUGAACAGAUUGCUACAAAGUCACUCAUCCCAUCGCCGUGAUAGAUCUCGCGAUCAUAUGUUCUUUUCGCAUUUAACGCAACAAUCAUACUCCCUAAACAGAAAUAGCUUAUUAAACUCCAUCAAUACUGUCCGGCCUUUAAUUAAUGAUUUGAUUACCGAAAACAACCAACGUGCCAUCUAUAUUCCCGAGAAUCCAGAUUCUCUAGAAGUUCUCCAGCUCAAAGUGAAGCUAGAUGGUAAGGAUAAUAUGGAAUUAGACAAAAGCGCCCUUUCGCAGUUGUUUAAAGCACAAGCAUUAUCUGCUAUCGAUCAUUUGACUAAUCUACAGACUCGUGUUCAAGACAUUUCAUCUAAAGUGUUUAUUACUGGUGACUUGAACUCCGGUAAGUCGACCCUAUGCAAUGCCUUUCUCAGAAAGAAAGUAUUGCCCGAAGAUCAAUUACCAUGCACUAAUGUGUUUUGUGAAAUAGUAGAAGCGAGAGAGAAUAUGAAUAUGGAACGAGUUCAUGCUAUUCCUAAAACUGUGGCAAGUUCUGUGAAGGAUGCUACUAUUUUGUAUGACAUUAGAGAUAAAUCAACAUAUGAAGAUCACCCUCUUGAAAAGCUAGAUCAGUUGGUUUAUGAUAAUGAACAUUACAUCUUAUUAAAAGUUUUUAUUAAAGACGAUAAAAGACCUGUCGAAUAUAGCUUACUAAGGAAUGGUACUGCUGAUAUAUCUUUGAUCGAUUCCCCUGGUUUAAAUAUGGAUUCCGUUAAGACUACUGAAGUUAUGUCUCGUCAAGAAGAAAUUGAUCUAGUAGUAUUCGUUGUCAAUGCCGAAAAUCAAUUAACAUUAUCCGCAAGGGAAUUUAUCACUAUGGCAUCCAGGGAAAAGAAGUUAAUGUUCUUCGUUGUCAACAAAUUCGAUCACAUUAAAGAUAAAGAGCGCUGUAAAAAGCUGAUUUUAGACCAAAUCAAAGAGAUAUCACCCGAGACUUACAAACUGAACAAGGAAUUUGUACACUUUGUGUCUAGUCAUGGGAAAAUUCCAGAUGAUGGUGGGGAUGGUCCAGAUGGCGAUCAUCCUGAAGAUGAUAACGGUAUUUUGAACGAUGAUGAUCCAGAUUUUGAUCAACUUGAAGACAAUUUACGUAAUUUCGUUUUCAAAAAGCGCUCAUUAUCGAAACUCUUACCAGCUAAGACUUACCUAAUAAAAUUACUGAAAGAUAUAGAGAAGAUCUCAGCUUGUAACUUGGAAAAAUACAAACAAGAAGACUGUGAUCUUAACGCGGCACUAGAAGAGUUACAGCCCCAAUUACAUGAUGCCGCUCAGCGCUGUGCCCGACUCGUCGAAUCCAUCGACAAAAUUUCCGAGUUCUCUACAAAAGAGGUGUACGGAUACACGAAGAUGAAAAUAAACCAGGCAUUAAAGUUAACACCAUCUGAAUUCCCACCUUACACUGGGCUUUCAUCCAUCUAUGAUUACGUCCAGCGCGUGAGAACCUUCAUAAUCGAUCAGAUAUUGACAAGUGUGCAAAUCAGUGAAGAGUAUGCAAGAAAUAAUGCCGAAGAAUCGGUUAAGGAGAUGCACAACCUGGCGAAGGAACAAUUAGGUGAUGAUUUCAUGUCUAACUUGGUGUUCAAAAGUGAUCUAAUGUUCACGAAAAAGAAGCAUAACUUGAGCAGAAAGUUAGAUGUUCCUUUGGGGAUCAGUAAUUUCCUAGACCCUUCUGUAGAGGGUUUCAUUUCCUAUUUAUCGUGGGGUUUAGUAAAACCACCACUUAGAAUCGGUCACGACAGCAGCAGUAAAGAAGAUACAUCGUCUGUUAAGAAGAAUUCGUGGUCUCAAUCACUCGCUCUAUCUUCGUACUCUGUUUCCCAAUACUGGACAAACCCAUCGUUAAUAUUCACAUCUAAGAUACCAACUCUUUUAGUCUACUCAUUUGGAGGAUCUACGAUGCUCAAAAAUGCUUUGAUAAAUGGAUCUAUGUUUUUCUCAUUAAGAUCCUUGAAAAAGCUGUCAGGUUCACUACUAAUCGUAGGAAGUUUUCUAGGUAUAGCAUAUUUGAUCCAUGAUCUUCCAAGAGCGUUACCAAUGAAGUUAUCUGAAAAAUACAGAGAAAGGUUAUUAGAGCUUGACUAUGCCCAUAACAAUGCUGAUCGGGUCUCUAAGGAAGUAUCACAAGUCUUCAAAUUUCCUACAAGAGAAGUUGUCAAGGCUUGCGAGUUAGUCGUUGACAAGAAGACUUCUAAGAAGAAAGAGGUUGAAGCCCGGCUGAGAAAUAAUGCAAUGAGUAUUGACUUUUUCCAAGCUUUACUUUCAAAGUCCCAAGAGCAAAGAUCCUCAGUGGAAUCUAUUAACUUGGAAGUCGAUUAA
This is a messenger RNA of Kluyveromyces marxianus DMKU3-1042, 2493 nucleotides long. It is a transcript of the gene FZO1, whose product is annotated as mitofusin. Bases 1 to 2493 code for a protein of 830 amino acids. Gene Ontology annotation, cellular component: mitochondrial outer membrane. The transcript has a single exon. The record is from RefSeq and is a predicted model, not a curated record. Gene Ontology annotation, biological process: mitochondrial fusion. Gene Ontology annotation, molecular function: GTP binding; GTPase activity. Lineage: Eukaryota; Fungi; Ascomycota; Saccharomycetes; Saccharomycetales; Saccharomycetaceae.